This is a messenger RNA of Pundamilia nyererei, 4862 nucleotides long. Its product is annotated as trichohyalin-like. NCBI's taxonomy places the organism in Eukaryota, Metazoa, Chordata, Actinopteri, Cichliformes, Cichlidae. Gene Ontology annotation, molecular function: microtubule binding; dynein complex binding. Bases 687 to 3635 code for a protein of 982 amino acids. Gene Ontology annotation, cellular component: chromosome, centromeric region; spindle pole; nucleus. Gene Ontology annotation, biological process: metaphase chromosome alignment; regulation of G2/M transition of mitotic cell cycle; mitotic cell cycle. The transcript is spliced from 9 exons. The record is from RefSeq and is a predicted model, not a curated record.
AUUCAUUCUCACUAUUUCGCUAUUCCCUCUGUCAGCUUUCUCUACAGAAGCAGGCGCUGGAGAAAGAGUUGGAGACUCUGAAAGAGAAACUGAAAUGGACGGAGGGACAGCUGAAGGAGAGCCAGAAGAAAGAAGCACAGACACAAGCCAAACUGACGGAAGCUGUGCGUGAGGCAGAGGGCGUGGCUGUGACUCUGGAGCAGAGCAGGAAGCGAGAGCGAGCUCUGGAAGAGGAGGGGAGGAGACUUGCAGAUGAGCGAGCUGACACCCUGUGUCUCCUGAAAGAACUACAGGAGCAAAAGUCAGCACCUCCUCCACAAUCUGUGCAGUUUUGCCCUGUUGGACAGAGUUUUUCAUCUCAGUCUUCCUCAUCUCAUUAUCCUCGACCGUCAGCCCAAACCAAGAGGCCUUCUUCAAACCGAGCUGAGCAGAGGAGGGAAGAAGAGGAUGCACAGGAGAGAAGGACAGAUAUCAGAGCAUCUUAUCCUUCUGACAGAGAGCCAGGAGAAGGAAUUGACUCAGAACACAUCAGUGCCCUAAUCUCCCCAGACUCCUCAGAGUGUUUAAAGAGAGCAGGAGACAAAGGGAAAAUUAAUGAAGAGGAGAACAAAGUUAUAAAUGAGGCAAUAGAAUGUGACGUCUCUCAUACUCCCAUCAACAACUCUAACGCUAAAGAUCUUGAUAGAAUGAUCAGUCUUGAGCACUCACCUAAGACACAAAAUUUGACCCUUUCUGCAGAAAAGACACCUGCUCUCAAGUCUGAGCAGACCGUUCCCUCUGAAGACCUCAAAAAGGAGAAUGCAAUGCUCCGUUCAGAGCUUCAAGAUGUACGAGAAGAACUGCAGAAACGACUAGAGGACCUGGAAGCCCAACGAAGAGCUGAGACAGAAGCCAGGACCCGCCUUAAACAGCUUAGCCGCAAACACACCAGCCAGGCUGCAGAGAAAGAGGAGAAAGAAAGAGAAUGGAAGACACAACUGGAGACUGAAAGAGCUGAGACAGAGAGGCUGAGGAGGACGAUGACUGCUUUGGAGGCAGACAUAGAGUGUGUAAAGGAGAGGGGAAGCGAGCAGGAGGAAGAGAAAAACAAAGAACAACAAGAUAGGGAGAGUGAAAUGGUAGAGCUUAAUAUUCAGCUUAAAAAACAGCUGGCGGAGGUGAAAGCUCAGCUGGCUUUAGAGCGAGAAGAAAAAAAGAGAGAGGAAGAGGAGAGAAGCCAAAUAAUAAACACAGACGCUAAUGUAAAGGAACAGCUGAGCAUGAAGGUGGCAGAACUUAAAGCUCAAGUGGAAGAACUGAAGCAAAAAAGAAAACACACACAAGAAGAGAAGCACACAGAUGCAAACACUCCCCUGACGUAUUUGACUCUUCGUGAUGACGAGCUCAACUCCAACAUCAAUAGCUGUGGCCACGCACUCCUGCCUUCACCAGAGCAGCACCUCCUUUUCUGCCAGUCCACCAACCAACACAACAUGCUUGUUUCUCAGACAGCAGCAGACAUCAUCCAAGAAAAGAGCAAUGUGAUAGAUGCCGAGCACUCUCCUCUGUCAGAUGAUGUUCAGAUGGGCCGAAUAGCCUCAGACCCCCAGAUCGCUGAGCCUACAGCCUCUAAUUUGGUGAAAGAGGUGGAGCGACUGAAGAAUGACAAUGCAAAGGAGACAGAGCGCGCUAAUCAGUGUCAGAUUAAACUGGAGGCCCUGCAGAGCCAGGUGACACGUCAGACGCAGCAGCUAACCAUGGCCUUUGAGAAGCAGAGUCAGCACAUUGCAGGCCUUCUAACUGAGCUACAAGAGAAGGAGAGCGCCCUCCAAAGCCAAAAACAGGAACUACUACAAUGCAAGCAAGAGCUGGAUGAACUAAAGAAUGAUAAAAAGGAUGAGGUGAAGAUGAUGGUCAAAGAGGUGGAGGACCAUCAGAUACAAAGUGAAGAACAGGGAGAUGAGAAGCCGGUGGAGAAUUCAGAGCUCUCACUAAAACAGGAAAUGGAGAGUAGAGUCACCUGUCUAAUUGCAGAGUCACUGCCUGAGAGUGACUUGAAAGCACAGUGUGAUGCAAGUCAGCCAGAGACAUGUGAUACUCAAACGGCAACACCUGAUAGCAGUGAAGAAGCUAAUAAAACAGGGGACCAGCAUCCUGAAUCUAUAGACUCGAACAAAACUCAGAGUAACCCUGACUCUGCUUGUGUGAUGGUAGAGACUCAGUGCGGUCAAAGCGGAAAAGAAGCAGAUAUCCUUACUGAACUGCUCACUCUCAGACAGGAGAAUCAGCUGUUGAAACAAAGAAUUGAGGGCCUGACCAUCUCUGACGCACAAAACCCGACAUUACAGACUGACGCUGAAAAUCAAGACGAUCCAACACAAAGCCAAAACACACCAAACGCUGCACUGUCCUGCUUGGCAGAAGACGGGACACGGAGUCUGCUGAAUGACGUCAUGACUGAGGGACUGGAGUCAAGUAUGAAUGAGGAAGAAGAUGAAGGACAAGAUUUAAAAAAGGAAGACCAAAUAAACACAAGAACUGAAGAAGACCUGGAGGAAAUGUCUGAGCUGCAUGUAACUCAACUACAACAACAGGUGGAGGCACUGCAGAUAAGGGUACGAGCUCUCUCUGAGGAGACCCAGCAGCAGGCAGAGGAGCUUGCUGUAUGGAGACUGGCCUCCCAAACAGCACCAACAUUUGAGGAAUGUGAAACCCAUGAACUGACCUCUGCUGUCACACAGUCCCAGUCAAACCAGGAGCAAACAGAUGAGAUGACCCAGUGCUCGCCUCAAACUCUACCUGUUCAGGAUUCGGUUCAGACACCCACACUGGAUAUACAGAAGAGCCAGGAAACCAUCACAGUCAUCAGAGAAGACGAGUUACUCGUUUCCUGCUCCUCCAACAGACUUCAGGGCCGCAUGUUGUUCUCCAGACUGCAGAACAGCAACCUUGAGGAACCAAAGAGCCUCCAUCCCUUUAAAACUGCUGAAAAUUUUCAAGAAUACAGACAGGACACUGCCACGGCUGACCAGGAAUCUGAAAAAGAAAACCAGGAGAUUAACUUCACACAAUGGUCAGAUAAUUGUCCAAAAGUAAGAAGAGACAGUCAACUCAUCCAAAUGACAUUGGAGAAAAUGGCUCAACAUCACUCAGGCGAAGUCUGUGAGCCAGAUUCGACCAAAACAGAAGCCAAACUAAACACAACGACUAAUUCCUCAGACAGAGUUGUCAAGAUAGAAAUGAAAAGUGUCAGCAGUCAGACAGAGGAGAGUUUGAAUCCUCGUGGCAAUUCAACAGUAUGUGUUAACACUCAGACUGAGGAGGAGGAAGAACAAGGUUCAGUGGAUUCCCCUCCUGUGUCUCCUGUCCAGUUAUCUGCGGAGGCGGCGUCAGACAAAAUCUUGUUUUCUGGUUCCUUCCCCAUCCCGGCUGACCCGGCACGUCUGGCUGAAAGAAUUCGCCGCAACAGGACGCAGCUGUCAGCUGCCUUUGACGACACAGAAUACGAACCCUACGGCCUGCCGGAAGUCGUCAUGAAAGGUUUUGCUGACAUUCCCAGUGGUCCAGCAUGUCCCUAUAUUGUGAGAAGAGGUUUGUUGGGCACCGCUGUAGUACCUGUCUCCCAGAAAGACGCAGAACAGGACGAGACGGAUUAAAACACAGCAAGAGGUUUUUUGCAGACCUGUUGGAAACACCUGACUCACCCUGGCUUUACCAUGAACCUGAAUAAUGGACAACAGCCGCUGCACAACAGACUCAAAGCAAUUAAAACAUUGAAACAAACACAGGAGCAGUUUAAAAAGCUGUAAUCAGCUGUGGACUUCUUUACGUGUGUGUGCAGGUAACUAGAUCUGCACUGACAGAAUAAACACCUCCCCUGUGGAUCCAAAAAUGUUUUAAUGGCCUCUAGUUUAUCCACAAAUUACCACAUGGAGACUUUGCUGUCCAUCACAAUGGUGUCACUUUACACCCACCUGUAUAUUUAGGUACUGAGGUGGUGGUUUAGUGAUGCUUGUUGAUGUUUCUUGAACCACUUUUCCAAAGGGAUUGUUUAGUUUUUCGUAACUCAGAAUUAAGUUAUGGGCCUAGCCCGUUCUUACUUUGCAUGAAACGGUGCCUAGUUGGUGUUUUUCUAAACAAGCACUUGUCAAGAUAAGUUUGUUUUUCAAAAGGGUCAAGCCAAGGAAGGCCUGUUGUGGCAAAUAUGUUUGAAUCUUUAAACCAUUUCAGGUGGCUUAUUUUUGAACACUUGAAUGUGUUUUCGUAGAGGGGAGGUGUUAGGAAAAAAAUGUGUGAAAACAUAGUGUGAGUGUAUGAAUUAUUAGCUGUGAAUUUGCACCUUUGUGUCCCUAUCUUGGUGUUUCUGUUUGUCUCUGUGUGGGGGGGAUAGAGAGAGACUGGGAUAAGCUUGUCUAUGACUCAGUGUAACCUGGAUUGGUUUCCGCUCCAUGUAUGGUGAUACACACUGCAUUCCCACUCUCCUCCCUCUCCCGCUCUGCUUCUGUGUCUUACACUAAAGCACUCUCAGUAGUUACACAAAACAAAAUUCCCAUAAACUAAACAUGUGAAGCUUUUCUUUGUUAGAAUUAGAUGAACUAAGCUGGUGUCUUAUAAUGAAUAGCUUUUAAUUUAUUUGCUUUUUCCUCUUGCACAUUUGUAGAUAACAUGUAAAUCGUUUUGUAGUUGAGUUGGGAGAAAUGUCAAGUUUGUUAUGUACCCUAAAACAGCAGAUUUUCACCAUUGUGUUUACAGGAUUUGAUCUGGUAAAGGAUAGGUUCUUAAUUCUACUUAAAGUUAUACUCACAGGUCCUCACGUACAUUGAAGGAGUUGCAUGUUGUAGUUAAGUUUGGUAAGGUUGGUACCAAAGGUUGGUAUGACCCUU